AUGGACGUCCGACGGGUGGCCAAUGGCCUGGUUUCGAAGCAGACAUCUCUCCUUGUCCGCCAACACUUCUCUCGCCCAGCAUGCACAUCACAACCACUGUGCCAGUCGAUACGAACGAUAUCUACAUCUCAGCCGCUCUCCGAUAGACAGAAAGAUGCUCCGGUGGCCUCCCAACAGCAGCAGAGACAACAAAAGACACCUUCACCCAGCCAGAACAACUUCGAUGUGGACUCAAUCAGCAACCUGCUAGACGACGUAUACGACCGAGUAGGCUCCUCCAAUUCACCCAGCAGCUCAAACGUCACAGCUGGGUUCCGCAACCUGUUCCAAAACGCAGACGUUGGACGGGUGACCCGAGCCGUUCGAGACUCGGUUGCAAACAAUACAAAUGAGGGAGGGCGCGCUGUUCCGAGAUACCCUGAAUUAAAACUGACUCCAAAGCUUGGCCGUACAAUUGCCGUUGAUCCAUCGAGAGGCAUUGACGUUACAGGAGCGUUUUCUAUGAUGGAGGCACAGGUUGCGAGGAAUAAGAUUAAGGCUGACGAAAGGGCUCAGCGGCACCAUCUUCGUAAGGGAAGGAAGCGGAAGGCCGCGAAGUCGAAGCUGUGGAGAGCUUUGUUUAAGAAGUCGUUCCAGGUCCAGGUUGCUAGGUGUAUGGAGCUGAAGAGGCAGGGAUGGUAG
Molecule: messenger RNA, 681 nt
Organism: Nannizzia gypsea CBS 118893
Lineage: Eukaryota; Fungi; Ascomycota; Eurotiomycetes; Onygenales; Arthrodermataceae
Exons: 1
Coding region: 1-681 (226 amino acids)
Biological process (GO): mitochondrial translational initiation; translation
Cellular component (GO): mitochondrial small ribosomal subunit; ribosome
Molecular function (GO): structural constituent of ribosome
Source: RefSeq, a predicted model, not a curated record